UCCGUCGUUUCGUGUUCGGUUGGUGCCCAAUCGCCAUGUCGAAAAAGUUGACUAAAUUUCAAAUCAUCCUCGAUCGGGGCGCCCUGCUCUACCUUCCCGGGCAGGUGCUUUCCGGGCGUGUGCUGCUGGAAACGCAGGGCAACACGGCCGUCCUUGGGCUGCACUUUCACGUCCUCGGCGAGUGUACGGUGCACGUGCCGAAGGGUCGCCGGGAUAGGUCGCACGACCGGGAGAAUUACAUCGACUUUCGCAUGAAGCUGCUGGAUGACUUCGACAACAAGCCGAUCCUGCUGUCGCCCGGCAUCCACUGCUUCCCGUUCAAGCUCGGACUGCCGGUGUCCCUGCCCUCCACCUUUCUCGGUCGGCACGGCUGGGUGCAGUACUAUUGCAAGACGAGCCUACAGGAAACGUCCGGCAUUACGCACAAAAACCAGCAGGUGUUCAUCGUGUUGAAUCCCAUCGAUUUAAACCUGGAAGUGCCGAUCAUGAGCACUCCGCUGGAGGUGAACGUGGAUCAUCGUGUGGGCGUCGGCUACAUUGGUGGCACGGUGCGCUGCAACGUGGGACUGGACAAGCGGGCCUACGUGCCCGGCGAGAGCAUUCUGCUCACCGGCGAGGUACACAACCGUACGAAUGUGACCGUGAAGCUGCUCAAGUAUGCCCUCAUCGAGACGGUGAAAUACUUUGUCCACAGCAAGCUGGUCCACCAGGAGCGCCGGGAGCUCGAUGCAAUCGCGCGAGAUAAAAUCAAGUCGGGUGGGCGAGACGUCCUGCAGAAUGGCCACCUGACGGUUCCACCCCUACCGCCCACGAACCUGCUCGGCUGCCAUCUGAUCAAAGUCCAGUACAGCGUUUGUGUGCUGAUAGAACCGAAUCUCAUGGAGCGCCAGGAAGCCAUCCGGAUCCCGAUCACGCUCGGGACGUACCCGUUCCGCCGGGACGACGAAAACUUGCAGGAGUGGGUGGAUAACUACGUGCAGUAUCCCGCUGCGCUGCCCGUUUCCCGCGGAACGCCAUUCGAGGUGCUGCAGUAGCAGCUUUGCGCACCCCAGGAGAGACGUCACUCACGAUUAACAUAAAGUUUGCAGUGACGAUGCUUCAGCCGGAUGCCGUAGCAUAGCCAUGAAAAAUAAAUAAAACUAUCUUAUCUUCUUGGGCUCCAUUCCGCGUCCCCAAGGAUAGCAAAAAUACCAAGUAAAAAACAGAAAAAGUCUGUUACAAAGUCAUGCGGAAAAUG
This is a messenger RNA of Anopheles coustani, 1237 nucleotides long. RefSeq names its product arrestin domain-containing protein 2-like. Gene Ontology annotation, cellular component: cytoplasm. The transcript has 4 exons. The record is from RefSeq and is a predicted model, not a curated record. The coding region runs from base 36 to 1034 and encodes 332 amino acids. Gene Ontology annotation, biological process: protein transport. NCBI's taxonomy places the organism in Eukaryota, Metazoa, Arthropoda, Insecta, Diptera, Culicidae.